Penicillium longicatenatum is the source of this 759-nucleotide messenger RNA. RefSeq names its product isocitrate lyase/PEP mutase family protein. Lineage: Eukaryota; Fungi; Ascomycota; Eurotiomycetes; Eurotiales; Aspergillaceae. The transcript has a single exon. Gene Ontology annotation, molecular function: catalytic activity. Bases 1 to 759 code for a protein of 252 amino acids. The record is from RefSeq and is a predicted model, not a curated record.
AUGCAUGGCCAGGCAGACUUAGCCAUUUCGACGCUCAACGAUAUGCGUUCUCAUGCAGAGAUGAUCGCGCAGUUGGACCCGUCUAUUCCCAUUAUUGCGGAUGCGGAUACCGGAUUUGGAGGGCCUAUUAUGGUUGCCCGCACGGUGUCCCAAUAUGCACGAUCCGGAGUGGCCGCUUUGCACAUAGAAGAUCAAAUCCAGAUGAAAAGAUGUGGCCAUCUCGGAGGGAAGAUUCUGGACGAUACCGAGUCCUUCCUGUCGUGUAUUCGAGCCGCAGUCCAGGCCAGAAAACGGAUAGGGAGUGAUAUUGUUAUCAGUGCGCGGACAGAUGCCUCGCAAAUGUACGGUUACGAGGAGAGUCUCGCUCGACUGAAGGCCGCCCGUGAUGCGGGAGCCGAUAUGGGAUUCUUGGAGGGUGUCUCAUCGAAGGAAAUGGCCCGCCAGGUGGUUCAAGACUUGGCCCCUUGGCCAAUACUUCUGAACAUGGUCGAACACGGAGCAACUCCAAUAAUCUCGGCCGAGGAGGCGAAGAAUUUUGGAUUCAAAGCCAUUAUCGUUCCAUUCGCCGCACUGGCCCCUGCUUAUGUGGCGAUCAAAGAGACCUAUGAGAAGCUGAAGCGAGAAGGGAUCACAGGCUCUGAUUCUAGUUUUACUCCACAGAAGCUGUUUCAGAUUUGUGGCCUGAAGGAAAGCCUUCAGAUAGACACUGAAGCAGGCAGCUCCAACUUCAAGGUCGGCGUAGACUUGAAGAAGGCUUAA